Teleopsis dalmanni is the source of this 615-nucleotide messenger RNA. RefSeq names its product kinesin-like protein subito. The record is from RefSeq and is a predicted model, not a curated record. NCBI's taxonomy places the organism in Eukaryota, Metazoa, Arthropoda, Insecta, Diptera, Diopsidae. Gene Ontology annotation, cellular component: nucleus; microtubule; kinesin complex. Gene Ontology annotation, molecular function: microtubule binding; microtubule motor activity; ATP hydrolysis activity. Gene Ontology annotation, biological process: microtubule-based movement.
UUGACAGUUCUGAGAGAAAAAAAUAAUUACUGCAGAAAGAAAUGCAAGCGUUAGUUUUAAAAUAUUUCUGAGUUUUUGCUAUUGAUUACUUUUAAGCGAAAAAAAAAUGUCAAAAUACGGAAACUGUCCAAAGCGUAACGUUUUAUCUUUCAUUAACGGACGUGAACCAAGCAUUGAUCGGCGAAACCGUCCAUUUCCAUUAAACGUUUUUAAAGCAAUUGACAAUACAGAAGAAUUUGGUACCGAACAAAGUAUUGCAAACUCCGAUAAUACAAGUAGUAAUGGUUCGAAAACGAAUUCCAUUGGUGAAGAUGGCGCUAUGGUGUAUCUUCGCUUGCGUCCUGUUGAAUGUAUUUCGGAAAUGUAUAAAAUUGUAGAUGCAGGAAAUACUCUCGUAGUAAAUCCUCGUUCAGAACAAUCAACGACGACCAACAGUAAAACUGCAAUGGAAAAACAUUACACCUUUACAGGCAUAUUCGACAGCAAUGAUAGCCAAAAGGAUGUAUACAACAGGUGCAUAGGUAAUAAAAUAAAAUUGGAAGAGAGUUUCACAGUGCUGACUUAUGGUACAUCUGGUUCCGGAAAGACUUUUACACUUUUAGGUGAUGAUGAUAA